AUGGCUAACAGCAACAACGACGUAGCUACCGCUAUUCGCCUCUUGACGGAAAAACUGACUCAGGAGAGAGCUGAGCGUCCCGAUACUGCUAGGGACAUAUAUGAGAGGUUAGCUAAGGUUAAGCCACCAUACUAUAAAGGGAAAAUUGAUCCUACCUUCUUAGAAAACUGGAUUAGGGAAUUUGAGAAAAUCUUUGGGGCAGUGAAUUGUCCUGAGGGAAUGAGAGUGGAAAAUGGAGAUAGACUGAGUGAUAUGGAAGGAUUCACUUGGGAUGCUUUUGUUAUUGCCUUAAGGGGGAAGUUUUACCUUGUGUUUAUGAGGAAACAGAAGGCCCAGGAGUUCAUUAACCUUAGGAUGGGUAGUAUGACCAUCUCUGAGUAUUACAGUAAGUUUAUAGCACUGUCGAGGUUUGCACAUGAGGUUAUAGCUACUGAGGAGUUGAAGGCUCAGAUGUUUGAGCAAGGGUAG
Messenger RNA from Beta vulgaris subsp. vulgaris (sugar beet), 468 nucleotides. RefSeq lists its product as uncharacterized. The record is from RefSeq and is a predicted model, not a curated record. The transcript is spliced from 2 exons. NCBI's taxonomy places the organism in Eukaryota, Viridiplantae, Streptophyta, Magnoliopsida, Caryophyllales, Amaranthaceae. The coding region runs from base 1 to 468 and encodes 155 amino acids.